UGAGCUAGCAGAAUCUUAUGCUGAUCAUCAUCCACGAAUGAAAAAAGGGAUUAAAAAGUGCUAUGACUCCGAUAACCAUUUCAGUGAUGGCAUUACAAAUGGUGCAAGAUGGUAUUCGUUAAAUGGAGGUUUGUUCGCAUUUGAAAUCAUUGGUCUGAAGUAGGUGCACUUUGAGCCGAACGGUGCUCAGAAUAGUUAAAAAGUAACAUAAAGUUAAAGGUCUUCACUAAUGGACAUGCAUACACCAUAUCCCACUGUCUUUAUAGUUUUCCUUCUAAAGGAAAUCAUUUGCUGAUGAUAACAAAAAUAAGAAUACUAGAAGACGUGGAAUUCUGUGAAAUUUAAGACAUAA
Molecule: messenger RNA, 352 nt
Organism: Schistosoma guineensis
Lineage: Eukaryota; Metazoa; Platyhelminthes; Trematoda; Strigeidida; Schistosomatidae
Source: the annotation of a GenBank genome assembly